This is a messenger RNA of Alternaria burnsii, 4014 nucleotides long. Its product is annotated as vacuolar import and degradation protein. NCBI's taxonomy places the organism in Eukaryota, Fungi, Ascomycota, Dothideomycetes, Pleosporales, Pleosporaceae. Gene Ontology annotation, molecular function: carboxy-lyase activity; DNA binding; zinc ion binding. Gene Ontology annotation, biological process: regulation of DNA-templated transcription; DNA-templated transcription; transmembrane transport. The transcript has 3 exons. The coding region runs from base 1 to 4014 and encodes 1337 amino acids. The record is from RefSeq and is a predicted model, not a curated record.
AUGGCUACCGAAGGCAUACAGUUCCCUCUUUCACGGGACUUUGCCAGUCCCUCUAACGCCCCGACACAUGCUCGUCCAUCCUCAUCCUCUUCAGAUACCACAACCCUCAAUGGCGAAAAACCAAUGCCUCUCCAUCGCGCACCGACGGCCGAAGACAUGGUCAAUCUUCCUAUCCGCACACUCUCCAACAACGCCAAUCUCGACGAAUACACACAAGAAACCAUAUCGGGGCAGAUGGUCCGCGAGGUUCGAUCCAACGCCGGCAAGGUUGAGAAGUACGACCUGGUUACGUUUACCAUUGACGACAAGGAGAACCCUAAGAAUUGGAGCAAGGCAUAUAAGUGGUGGUGUACCAUGUGUGUCGCAGUGACAUGCUUUGCCGUGGCUUUCAACUCUGCAGUCAUCACGGCGGAUCUGGAGGGUGUGAGCGCAGAGUUUGGGGUUAGCGAGGAGGUGUCGCUAUUGACCAUAACGCUUUUCGUGGUCGGAUUCGGUGUCGGACCAAUGGCUUUUGCUCCCGCGUCAGAGAUCUGGGGAAGGAGACCAGUAUAUGGUGUUACACUUGCUUUGGCUGUCAUCUUCACUAUUCCAGGAGCGGUCGCGCAGAAUAUUGGCACACUGCUGGUAACACGCUUUAUCGCUGGUGUAGCGUUCUCGGCACCCAUGACGCUUGUAGGAGGAACACUAGCCGAUAUGUGGAGGAAUGAGGAGAGAGGUGUCCCAAUGGCAGCCUUUAGCGCCGCACCGUUCAUCGGCCCUGGUGUCGGACCUUUGGUUGGCGGCUACCUCAGUCAAGCUGGUGGCUGGCGCUGGCUUUACUGGAUUCAGCUUAUCCUUUCUGCCAUUGUCUGGAUUCUCAUCACAUUUACUGUACCGGAGACUUAUGCGCCUAAGAUCCUGGCAAAGAGAGCGAAGAAGAUGCGCAAGGAGACGGGCGACGACAAGUUCGUCACGGAACAAGAUCUCGAUAUGCGACCUUUCAGCCAACGCCUCCAGCUCUUCCUCUUGCGGCCAUUCCAGCUGCUCUUCCGCGAGCUCAUCGUCUUCCUGAUCUCGGUGUACAUGUCCGUUCUGUACGGUCUUCUAUACAUGUUUUUCGUCGCAUACCCGAUUGUCUACCAGAAAGGCAAGGGCUGGAGCGCAGGAUCAACAGGUCUCAUGUUCAUCCCACUCAUCUGCGGUGUGCUGCUCUCUGCUGCCUGCGCGCCGCUCGUCAACAAGCACUACAUGAAGUUAUCGGAAAAACACAAUGGUCACCCGCCAGCCGAAGCGCGUCUGAUCCCCAUGAUGUUCUCAUGCUGGUUCAUUCCCAUUGGAGUCUUCAUCUUCGCAUGGACCAGCCAGAAAGAGACACACUGGGCAGGACCUGCAUUUGGAGGUGGCUCUGUAGGCUUCGGUUUCAUCUUCCUGUAUAACUCAGCCAAUAACUAUCUCGUCGACUCGUAUCAGCACCAGGCUGCGUCAGCUCUAGCGGCGAAGACGUUCUUGCGUAGCUUCUGGGGAGCAGGCGCUGUCUUGUUUACGAAUCAGAUGUACGACCGUCUGGGCGAUCAGUGGGCCAGUUCACUCCUUGCCUUUAUCGGUCUUGCUUGUUGCGCAAUUCCUUUCGUCUUUUACGUUUACGGUGCAAGGAUCCGGGCGCGCUCCCAUUACGCAUACAGUGCGGAGACGGAGAACAAGGAAGAGAAGCAGGGAGCAUACUGGAGGGCUGAUGGACACCCUGGCGCAGAGUGGGGCUCCAGCGAGCGGAAAGGCCGACUCAAGUCGACACUCCACCAGCGCGACUAUCCGGCCCAGACAAGACCUCUGACGACUUUCCCCCGAGCUUCGACCAUGGACGAGCUUAAGGACCAGCACAACCCCAACGCGCCAAAUGGGUUCAUGCAAGACACGCCGCCACGAGCCGACGUGGACGAGAUCCUGAGACGCAAGCGGAAGGCGCGAGAGUACAAGGCCUGCUACCCGUGUCGCCAGCGCAAGGUCAAAUGCGACCAGAACGUGCCGUGCAAGACAUGCGUCGUCCGCGAACACCCCGAGCUGUGUACCUACCACCCGCCCAGCGAGUCGCAUCCGCCUGCGAAACGAAUCAACCUCGGGCUCGGCCAGAACAACGGCCAUGACUUCUCCAAUGGCAUCGUCCACAUCCACGGCGGCACCGUCACCCUGCCCCGCGAGGACUGGGAACGCAUCUGCGGCAAGCUGCAGCAGGCGGAAAAGUCGCUCAGCGACUUGAAGAACGCCGUCGGCAGCGUCGCAGAGAUACCGCCCCCGACCAACGGCUUCUCUCCGGCCGACGCAUCUGGAAACACGCCUCUGGCAGCAGCAGCGCCCAUGGACGGCGAGCAGAGCCACGUCCGGACCCAAGGCAUACAUACGCGCAACGACAUCACCGGCCAAACCAUACACAUCGGUCCCAGCUCAGUACCAGCGCUCGUCAUGGCACUAGGGAGAGGAGAUACACAGUGGGCACCGGGCGUGCAAGAUCUCCUGGGCAAGAAGAGCAUGCUACCAAUUUUUGGCCUGGACAAUGAGAGCGCUACAUAUCCCUUUGUCGAUCUUUGGGGACUGCCGCAUGGAUCCAUAGCGCGCGCUCAAGAGCUUGCCAAUGCGUUACCGAGUGAUUCCGAAUGCCUCAGUUUCUUUCGAAGCUAUCGCGAGACCGCACAUGCCGUAUACCCCGCCGUUGCCGACAUCGAGGCCAUCGAAUCCGAUCUUCUGCUCUUCUUGAUCAACCGCGCAAGUGCACAAGGCACCAACGGCAUCACAGAUCAGCAGAUAUAUGGCAAAGACUUCCAUUGGAUAGGCAUGGUCUUUGCCAUACUGGCUUCCGGUUGUCAAUGCUCGAGUCUGUCGCGAAGGGAGAGGGAGCUUACAUCUCAGGUUUACGUCUGUUGCAGCUUCGAAUGUUUACGAUUCACAAACUUUCUAUCGCAUGCGACCAUCGAGAACAUACAAACUCUCUUGAUCCUCGGAAACGUCAUCUCGAAUAACAUGAAUGCUGGAGUCGCUUGGAGUUUGAUGGGUUUGACAGUGCGCCUUUCGCAGACACUAGGACUACACCGACAAUGUCCCCCUUCCACCCCGGUGCAGCAGAGAGUCAUUCGAAGCAAGACAUGGUGGGCGCUUCUUUGGCAGGACUCACUGCUGUCUGUCUCGUACGACAGAGCCUCGUCGACGACCACCAUUGAUCAUACUGUACCCAUGAGCCAGCAUACAGCACCGGGGACAAGGACAUAUGUCGAGAGCAUGUACAGACUUUGUAAAGUAGGGCUGGAUAUAGUGCGUGAGCGCCAGAGGCCACAGAACUCGCAUGACGCCCUAAUACGCAUCACUGAACACCGCAACGAACUCCAAGAAAUCAUGAUAGAUGCUGCAGACUAUCUCAAAGACUCUAGGAGAUGCCGGUCUAUGCGCGAUCAGCUCGAACACUGGGCGCUAUACCUGCACAUAUCGUACGUCACAUCUGAGCUCUGUCGACCAGCCAUCAGUCCAGCCACUGUCAACCUCGAUCUCUCCAAGACUCUGCGCAAGACAUGCAUCGACAGCCUUACAAACACUGUCGAAGCCUUUCUCGGUCUGCAAAACAUGACGCCGUUCGCAACUCGUUCCUGGUCCGCUGUGCAUCGUUCCCUGAGUUCUGCUCUGCUCCUCGGUAUUCUUGGCGAACACAACCGCAACGAACGAGCGCGCAGUUUGUUGCAGAACGUGAUCCAAGUCCUUACGGAUGUCACAAAGGACGUCGACCCCGCGGAGCUUGCCACGCCCAUUACACGGUCUGUCUCGGCUUUGGAGCGGCUGCUGAGGAUCACCACAACACACAACCGGAAGGCGAGUGAAGCGGGCUCACAGGCUUCCCCCACGAUGCACGUCUUUACUGCACAGGACAUCAACAACGCCCUCAACGGGGACGCUGAGAACAUGUUCUCGCAAUCACCACUGCUCGGACUGGACCUUGACUCCUCACCGUAUGCACUUAUGGAGAGCAUCGUGUGGGGUGCGCAGAAAUCGCCGUGA